Molecule: messenger RNA, 1548 nt
Organism: Insectozyma verbasci
Lineage: Eukaryota; Fungi; Ascomycota; Pichiomycetes; Serinales; Debaryomycetaceae
Source: the annotation of a GenBank genome assembly
AUGUUCAAUAAACAAAUAUUAAGAACUACUACUCAAAGAUUACAAUUAUUAAACAAUCAAUUGUCAAAUAAUUUUUCAACAAUGGCUCCAAUUAAUCAAAAACAUUAUGAUUAUUUAGUAAUUGGCGGUGGUUCAGGUGGUGUUGCAAGUGCAAGAAGAGCUGCUAAAUAUGGAGCAAAAGUUUUAUUAAUUGAAUCGAAUUUUAAAAAAUUAGGUGGUACUUGUGUUAAUGUUGGUUGUGUUCCUAAAAAAGUUAUGUGGUAUGCUGCUGAUAUGGCUCAUAAAAAAGAUUUAAUGUCAUAUUAUCAACUAGAAUCAAAAGAUCAAGCUCAUGUUAAAUAUGGUGAUUUUAAUUGGCAACAUUUUAAAGAAAAAAGAGAUGCUUACAUUACUAGAUUAAAUGGCAUAUAUGAAAAUAAUUUAAAAAGAGAAAAAGUUGAUUAUAUUUUUGGAUUUGGUAAAUUUAUUAAUUCAAAUGGUGAUGUUGAAGUUACAUUAAGUGGAGAUCAAGAAAUUUCAUUCCUUGAAGAAGGUAAAACAUUUAAAAAAGAUGAAAAAUUAACAUUUACAAGUGAUAAAGUAUUAAUUGCAACUGGUGGUACAGCUAUUAUCCCUCCAAAAAUUGAAGGAUCAGAGUUAGGUAUUACUUCAAAUGGAUUUUUUCAAUUGGAAAAACAACCUAAAACAGUUGCUGUUGUUGGUGCAGGUUAUAUUGGUGUUGAAUUAUCAGGUGUAUUCAAUGGUUUAGGUUCAGAAACUCAUUUUAUAAUUAGAGGUGAUACUGUAUUAAGAGCUUUUGAUGAAACUAUUCAAAAUACAGUCACUGAUCAUUAUGAAAAUAAAUUAGGUAUUAAAUUUCAUAAACAAUCAUCAGUUGAAAAAUUGGAAAAAAUUGAAAAUGGUAAAAUUAAAGUAUAUUUAACUUCUGGUUCAACAAUUGAAGUUGAUGAAUUUAUAUGGACAGUUGGUAGAAAAUCAUUAGUUAAUAUUGGUCUUGAAGAAGUUGGAGUUAAAACAAAUGAUAAAAAUCAAAUUAUUGCAAAUGAAUAUCAAGAAACUUCAAAUUCAAAAAUUUAUUCAUUAGGUGAUGUUGUUGGUAAAGUCGAAUUAACUCCAGUAGCAAUAGCUGCUGGUAGAAAGUUAUCAAAUAGAUUAUUUGGUGGUGAAGAAUUUAAAAAUGAUAAAUUGGAUUACAAUAAUAUUCCAUCAGUUAUAUUUUCUCACCCUGAAGCUGGUUCAAUUGGUUUAUCUACAAAAGAAGCAAUUGAUAAAUAUGGUAAAGAUGAUAUUAAAAUUUAUAAUUCAAAAUUUACAGCUAUGUAUUAUGCAAUGAUUGAAGAUGAUAAACAAAAAUCUCCAACUGUUUAUAGAAUUAUAUGUCAAGGUAAAGAUGAAAAGGUUGUUGGUUUACAUAUAGUUGGUGAUGAUUCAGCUGAAAUUUUACAAGGUUUUGGAGUUGCUAUUAAAAUGGGCGCAACAAAGAAAGAUUUUGACAAUUGUGUUGCAAUUCAUCCCACUUCAGCAGAAGAAUUAGUUACGAUGACAUAG